AUGAAAGCCUUCGUAGCGUGCAUAGCCCUGGCUUUGGUGGCGUGUGCCAGCGCCGAGGCCCCAGGGGGCUACAACUACAACCGUCCUUCUGGAGGCGGUGGUUUCCACGGAGGAUCCGGUCUCAGUGGUGGAGGCAGCUACCGCGCUGUUUCCUCGGGUUACCAAACCUCAGAGGGUCAAAACGUCGAUGCUGGUCUCCUUGAACAAAUCCGUCAAAUCCUUCUUAAAGAAGAAGCCUCCUCUGGAUCUGGAUCAGGAUUCGGCGGCAGCGCUCCUUCCUCCUCUUACGGCGUCCCCUCAUCAUCUUAUGGCGUUCCAUCGUCAUCCUACGGCGUUCCCCACGGUGGCGGCCGCGUUGUUGGCAUCAACCUAGAGGGAGUCCGUCAAGCUAUCCAAGUUGCGCAAUUUGAGCAGACAGCAUCCGGUGGCGGCUACCCCUCCGGUCCAUCCUCCUCAUAUGGCACUCCUUCCGGAAGCUACGGCGCCCCCUACUAA
Messenger RNA from Pieris macdunnoughi, 495 nucleotides. The record is from the annotation of a GenBank genome assembly. Lineage: Eukaryota; Metazoa; Arthropoda; Insecta; Lepidoptera; Pieridae.